Lotus japonicus is the source of this 3474-nucleotide messenger RNA. RefSeq names its product protein PHOX1. NCBI's taxonomy places the organism in Eukaryota, Viridiplantae, Streptophyta, Magnoliopsida, Fabales, Fabaceae. The coding region runs from base 650 to 2803 and encodes 717 amino acids. The record is from RefSeq and is a predicted model, not a curated record. The transcript is spliced from 3 exons. Gene Ontology annotation, molecular function: protein binding.
AGUGUAUUAGAUUUAAGAUUCUGAGCUGAGUUGUUGAGUUGAGAAACAAGCUUACGUUAUCUAUCUGGAUUCUGUGCUGUGCUUUUUGUGGCGUUAACGUCAAGAUUGUGAAAACACAACACAUUCUAUUCUAUUCUAUGUCUUGUCUUUCUUCUGCAUUACAAAAGGACAACGCCGCAAGACUUGUCUUUGGAGUUUCCUUCCAAAGUUUGCAGCUUUUUCAUUUUCCCAUCAAUUUCCACCCAGAUAAGUAACUCUCUUCUCCCAAGUUUUGAUUUUUCCUCUAGUUUUGCACACAACCAGUCUGGAAUUUCCUUCUCUGAGCUGGGAUUCGUAUUAGCAGAAAAAAAAAUCCCAUUUUGGAGACAAGGGUAUUUUUGUAUUGAAUUGACUCUUUUCAAGCCAUUGUGGUAAGAGGGUAACCCAAGUCAAUCUUCAUAAUCAUAGCACUGCUUUGAGAUUUUCAACUUGUUUCCUAAUAGCUACCCAUUUGUUUGUUGUAUAUUAUGCAUCAUUUUCUUUGUUUUUGGAUCCUGUCAAGUUGAUUAUAUUUGAAGUUCUUUGUAAUUGGUUUUCUUGUGUGUGUAUUGGACUGAACCUUGAGUAUUGUAGUAGAUAAGAGAAGUGAUUACUUGGUGUUGGAUUGAAAAUGGGGAACAAAAAGAAGCAAGUAGGAGAAGCAAAUGAAGAUAGAGGAUAUGACAAUGAUACUAUGGUAUUUAUAUCCAUGUCUCAAGAGUUGAAGGAUGAGGGGAACAAGCUGUUCCAAAAGAGGGAUCUCGAGGGAGCUAUGCUAAAAUAUGAGAAAGCCCUCAAAUUGCUUCCGAGGAAUCACGCUGAUGUGUCCUAUCUACGGAGUAACAUGGCUGCGUGUUACAUGCAGAUGGGGAUCACGGAGUAUCCGAGGGCGAUUCAUGAGUGCAAUCUGGCUCUUGAAGUGACACCGAAAUACAGUAAAGCUCUGUUGAAGAGGGCAAGGUGCUAUGAGGCUUUGAAUAGACUGGAUUUAGCUCUGAGAGAUGUGAGUGCUGUUUUGAAGACAGAGCCGAAUAAUGUCAUGGCAUUGGAGGUCUCAGAAAAGGUGAAAAAUGCACUUGAGGAGAAAGGAUUAAGAGUGAAUGAUACAGUAAUUGAGUUACCUCCAGAUUAUGUUGAACCUCCUAAUGCUUUGCCUCCAGAAAAGGUUGUGAAAGAGAAGACACGAAAGAAGAAGAGCAAUAAAGAGGAAGAGAAGCCACGUGAUAAAAAAGUUCUAGAAAAGCAGGCUGAGGAGAAACUUGAAGAGAAGAAGUCUGAGGAUCGUAUAAAUGUAGUAGAGAGGAAGACCAACACGUCCAAAAAGAAGAAGGCCAAGGAAAAAUUUUAUGAGAAGAAGGCUGAUAUUAAGGAAGUUGUAGAGGAGAAAAGUAAGGGUAGAAAGGAAGAUGUACCUAAGAAAACAGCAAAACUGAUUUUUGGUGAAGAUAUAAGAUGCGCUGAAUUGCCUGCUAAUUUUAGCCUCUUGCAGUUAAGAGAAGUUAUUCAUGACCGAUUCCCAGGCCUAGGAGCUUUUCUUGUCAAAUACAGGGACCACGAAAGUGAUUUGGUCACAAUCACUUCUGACGAAGAAUUAAAAUGGGCUGAAACAGGAUCUCAUGGUUCUAUUCGCGUGUACGUAGUAGAAGUUACUCCUCAGCAGCAGGAUCCAUUUUUUGAGAACCACAAAGUAAAGGAGGCGAAAAUGGUUGGCAUUAACAACGUACCUGAGAAUGGUUGUGUGGUAAAGGCAAAGGAAGUUAUUAGCUCAUCUUGUAUUGAGGAUUGGAUACUUCAGUUUGCCAAACUGUUCAAGAACCAUGUUGGGUUUGAAUCUGACAGAUACUUGGAUUUUCAUGAACUUGGGAUGAAGCUCUAUUCUGAGGCUUUGGAGGAGACAGUUACAAGUGAAGAAGCUCAAUGCCUAUUUGACAUGGCAGGAGAUAAGUUUCAAGAGAUGACUGCUCUGGCAUUGUUCAACUGGGGAAAUGUGCAUAUGUCCAGAGCAAGGAAGAAAGUAUAUUUCACAGAAGAUUCUUCUAAAGAGAAUCUAUGUGAACAAAUCAAAAGUUCAUAUGACUGGGCACAGAAAGAAUACGCGAAAGCAGGAGAACAAUAUGAAGCAGCCAUUAAAAUAAAGGCAGAUUUUUAUGAAGGGUUUCUUGCACUAGGACAGCAGAAGUUUGAGCUAGCAAAACUUUCUUGGUAUCAUGCACUCAGUAGUAAUGUGGAUUUAGUAACAUGGCCUGCCACUGAGGUUCUUCAGCUUUACAAUAGCGCUGAGGAAAAUAUGGAGAAAGGAAUGCAGAUAUUGGAAAAAUCAAAAGACCAACACUUGAGUAAAAUCUCCGAUUCGAAGGAUGUUGGAUUAAAUUUACAGAGCAUGGAGUUGGAUGGCCUUUUUAAAAUUAUAUCCUCAGAUGAAAUUGCUGCACAGGAGGCAAAUAUGAGGUCUCAAGUAAAUCUUCAAUGGGGUACCAUGCUGUAUGAACGCUCAAUUGUAGAGUUCAAAUUAGGGAUACCAAUAUGGCAUGAAUCUCUAGAAGCUGCGUUUGAGAAGUUUGAACUUGCUGGAGCUUCUCCUACUGAUAUAGCUGUGAUGUUGAAGAACCACUGUUCAAAUAAUACUGCAGUAGAUGGUCUAGCAUUCCAAAUCGAUGAAAUAGUACAAGCAUGGAAUGAGAUGUACAAAGCAAAGAAGUGGCAGAGUGGAGUUCCUUCAUUUCGAUUGGAACCCUUAUUCAGAAGGCGAGUUUCAAAAAUUUGUCAUGACUUUGAUCUUGCAUGAGUUGUGUCUCUUUCUUCAAGUAUUUGAAGAAUAACAGUGGCAACAGUCACAUGGGAUGCUUCUGUGCCAGAAAUACUAUUGUCAUCAGAAGGUUAUGCUUUCUACUUGUAUAUUUUGAUUCAACAGUAUACUCAAAAGAAACUAUUCUUUCAUUGUGCUUACAUGUUCCAAGAACACAUAGGUCUACAAGUUCUUCACAAGCUGGGAAGAUGGCGUUGCAGGAAUGACCUUUUACUCAGUUUCUGCAUUUGCUCAAGUUGACUUCCCUUCAAUUAUUGGAUAUCUAGUGGUUUGUAGGAUAUUGAAUUUGUACCAAAAACAGUGAAAACGAUAUGUUGUUCAUUUUUGUUGUUUUCCUUCUUGUUUCAUUUAUUAUCCAUUUGAAACUAAUCUAUAUUGAGUCAGUCUUUCUGAAUGAGAUCUCCUUGUACUGAAGUAUUAAACGUACCAGUUGCAACUCAUACUCAAAGGCAAAACAUGUGUGAAGUUUUUCAAGAGUGUUAUGGAAGUGUUCAUUCAAACUGCAGCUUAUCUGAAUAAUGCAUAUUGAACAUAAAGUUAUUUAUGCAUUUUGCAAGAAAUUUCAGUACGUUUGCUGACCCUGCAUUUUAUAUUAUGCGCUUCAGAAUACAUCCCCAUAUGUAUAGUUGUGCAUUCAUUGUUAAAGUGGC